AUGACGAACCAGACCUUCAUCCUGGUCACUGGUGCAAACAGUGGCCUCGGUUUUUCUAUCUGCUGUCGCGCAGUGGACGAGUUCCUGAGCUCUACCACUCACGGGUCGUUGACCGUCAUCUUCACAACCCGGAGCACCAAGAAGGGAAAUGACACUCUCCGCCUUCUGCAAGACUACCUGCGCACCUCGGCCAAUGCCUCCGCCGCGGCCCGAGUGACUUUCAUCCCCGAGAAUGUCGACCUGUCCAACCUCGUCUCUGUGCGAGCUCUCUCCCGCCGACUGACUCAGACCUUCCCCAAGCUCGAUGCCAUCCUGCUGAACGCCGGCAUAGGUGGCUGGACGGGCCUUGACUGGCCGCGAGCCGUCUGGGGGAUCUGCACCGACCUGGUCCACGCCGCCACCUGGCCGGCAUACAAACUUGCGUCGGCCGGCGUCGUGACCGAUCCUCAGACCCCGCGCGCCGACCAAGAGCCUCGCUUGGGCAAUGUAUUCUGCGCCAACGUCUUCGGUCACUACAUGCUCGCCCACAACGUCAUGCCUCUGCUGCGACGCCCCGGUCACUCCGGUCGCAUCAUCUGGGUCUCGAGUAUCGAAGCCACAGUGAAGUUGUUCAACCCGGAGGACCUCCAAGGCCUCCGCACCACUACUCCCUACGAAUCCUCCAAGGCCCUGACCGACAUCCUCGCCCUCACGUCCGACCUCCCCAGCGUCGCGCCCUGGGUCCGCAGCUUCCACUCGAUCGACGACGCCAACAAGAAGAACUCCCCCGAAUCCGCCUCCGAUGCUCCCCCGCCAACCACCUACGUCUCCCACCCUGGCAUCUGCGGCACCGCCAUCGUCCCUCUCGCGCUCCCGCUCUUCUACCUCAUGCUCGCCGCCUUCUGGCUCGCCCGUCUCCUCGGCUCUCCCUGGCAUACUCUGUCUACGUACAUGGGCGCUUGCUCUCCCGUCUGGCUAGCCCUGGCGCCGCAAUCGGCCCUCGACGACGUGGAAUCGGCAUACCGACAGCACGGCGGCGGACGCGUGAAAUGGGGCUCUUCCUGCGGCCUCUGGGGCGCCGCGUCCUCUGUCCCAACCGAGGUUGACGGAUGGGGGUACGGCGGCGUCGUGGGACGCGCCGUGGUCGAGGAGGAUCGCCAGCGUCGACGCAAGCGCGGCGCGACGGACCUCACCAAGGAACAAAAGGAGCGGUUCGAGGAGCUAGGACGGUCGUGCUGGCGGCAGAUGGAGGAGUUGCGGAUCCACUGGGACGGUAUCUUGGAUGAGGCCGAGAAGGUGGAUGAGUCCUAG
This is a messenger RNA of Aspergillus affinis, 1290 nucleotides long. Its product is annotated as 3-keto-steroid reductase. The coding region runs from base 1 to 1290 and encodes 429 amino acids. Gene Ontology annotation, biological process: ergosterol biosynthetic process. The transcript is spliced from 2 exons. Gene Ontology annotation, molecular function: 3-beta-hydroxysteroid 3-dehydrogenase (NADP+) activity. The record is from RefSeq and is a predicted model, not a curated record. Lineage: Eukaryota; Fungi; Ascomycota; Eurotiomycetes; Eurotiales; Aspergillaceae. Gene Ontology annotation, cellular component: mitochondrial outer membrane; lipid droplet; endoplasmic reticulum membrane.